Messenger RNA from Hirsutella rhossiliensis, 4089 nucleotides. RefSeq names its product ATPase family associated with various cellular activities (AAA) domain-containing protein. Gene Ontology annotation, biological process: protein import into peroxisome matrix. The record is from RefSeq and is a predicted model, not a curated record. The transcript has 6 exons. Gene Ontology annotation, cellular component: cytosol; peroxisomal membrane. Bases 1 to 4089 code for a protein of 1362 amino acids. Lineage: Eukaryota; Fungi; Ascomycota; Sordariomycetes; Hypocreales; Ophiocordycipitaceae. Gene Ontology annotation, molecular function: ATP binding; ATP hydrolysis activity.
AUGACGGCCAGACUACGGCGUCGCAGGCGAAGGCAGGACAAGCCUGCCAUUGCGGCCUGCCUCGUCCUCGACGACCACAUCAAGAGCGACGUCGGCAACCUGUCCAGGGACCUCUUUGCAGACCUUUUCCCCCAUCUCGUCGACGACACCUGCCACGAAACCGCCGGCAUCCUCCACGUCGCCGUCUCGCCAUGGACGCCCGAUGCGACCCCUUCCGGCACGGCCUGGUCCAUCGUACCCGUCGUCUCAUCCCCUACCCUCGCCCACUCGACCCUCCAGUUCUCCCCCUCGUCGCCGGCUCUCCAAAGCUUCGCCCUUACCCUGCAACAGCUGGCGCCCUCCAAACUGUCGAGCCAUAGCCGCAGCGGCAUCGAGAUCCUCGUCCUCGACGUCUGCCCGCUGCCCCUCGAGACCGUCUUUGUGAGCCUCGAAAGCGAGGCCACCAAGAGACUAGAGAAUGGCGAGGGCAACUUCUACCGGGACCAUCCCGCCAAUCCUCGCGGCAAAGUCGCCGCGGACACGUCGCCCGAGGAGCUCUUGACGACUGCCAUCAGGUCCUCCCUCGCCAGCCUCGAGGUGGUUCAUGCAGGCGACUUGUUCCCGCUGCCCCUUGCUCCACAUAACGUCACCCACGUGCCGCCCAGUCCCGGCAAGAUAUUGCUGUGCGAGCCAGUGGCCCAGGGCCUCCUCGCCGACUCAACCAAAAUCGUCCUCAUGCGCGGAAGAGUCCAUACGAGACAAGCACGGCGCCAGGCGUCCAUGGCCUCGAGCCAACGCAUCAACGGAACUGCCGAGGACGACGAGGAUGCCCACACCGACCAGUUCUUUUCUGCGGCAGAGGACCGGACUCGCGCAGAUAUGCGCCCCGACGAGACAGAGACCGCCACCGAGACAGAGACGGACCUCUCGGGACUGGAACAAGAUGACGAGCUCUCAGACGACUCCAUGGACGACAUGAUUUCGCUUCAGGCUCCCGCUCUGCCGCCCACCAACGCGAGCGGCGCCGGGACAAUGCAGCCUGGGACGCCAAUGACUGUAGGCACGCUGCGCGGCCGGAGGACAAACGGCGCCGCCACGCCCGCCUCUGUCUUUUCCAACUACACGUCCACGACAGCCAGGCCUGAGCGGCCCCAAGGGCGCUUGUUCAAGGCGCAUGGCCUACUGAGGCAGAUACCCUCGGACUUGCUGCAUCCGAAGCCGGCGUCUGAGGAGGACGAGGAGGCCCGGAUUUACGUCGACAUGUCGUCGCUGCCCAAGAUAGGCUGCUUCUCCGGCGACUGGGCGCGCAUAGAAGCGGCAGAGGAGCCCCCCUUGAACGGCUUUGGUGCCUUUGGCCUCGGAAGCUUCGGCCAGGGGGAGCACGAGACGCUGAACUGGCGGCCGGUGCGAGUGUACGGACUCCCAGAGGGAUACUCGCAGCGGCCCGUCACCCGGAUACCCAGCUCCAGGAACAAUGAGCGGAAAUUGUCCUUCUUCGAGUCCCAGGUGCAGCGCACGUCCAGUCCUGCUGUCUACGCCUCCCCGGUUCUGCUCGCCAAUCUCGACAGCGCCGCCUACUUGCGCAUCUCUGCGCUCAAAAAGGAACCCUACCAGGGGAAAGGGACGCUCCCCCGAUUCACGAGUGCGUCGCACCCUCCGUAUGCCAAGGACAUUGGGGUUCACCACAUUCGCACCCCCAUCUCGGCCGAGCGUGCCUACCAGACUGCCGUUUUGGGUGGCCUCAAGCGCUACUUUGCACGGAAAACACGCCUCGUCCGGACCGGCGACUUGAUCGCCGUGCCCGUCGACGCUCAGCUCGGUCGAGUUCUGCAGGAGGGGCCGGGAGGCAGCGGCUCCGAAGUUAACGACGUCAUGGCAUUGGCCGCCGGCGACAGCAAGGGCUGGCCGCUCUCGCCUCAGGUCGACGGCGUCGCCUGGUUCAAAGUCGGACACAUACAGGUGCAAAGGUCCGACGAGGCAGAGGACGGAACCGCCGAGGCCUUUUGGGGCUCUGUCGCGUGCAUCAACAGCUCCACGGUCGGGAUGCACGGAACUGGGUUCGAGAAGAGUCGCGUUCCACCAAGCAAUCAGAGCACCUGGCCGUACUACCUGGGACUGAGAAAAGCUCCCAGCCGAGGCUCGGAUGCGACAUCGCGGCAGCUCAGGGAACUCAUUGCGGCUGCGACAAGCCAGAGGGCCAUUCACCUCAGGAUGCCCCCGAUUGGCAUCUUACUCACGUCAAGCCAUCGAAACAUUGGCAAAUCGGAACUUGCCAGAACCGCCUGUGCCGACAUUGGUCUACACACGUACUCUAUUGACGCCUACGAUAUCCUGAGCGAGGGUGGAGGCAGCGGCAGCGACGUGAAAACGGAUGGAUUCUUGAGGACCAGGGCUGACCGAGCCAUGAGCUGCGGCUCGGAUUGCUGCGUGCUUUUGGUCCAGCACAUUGAGGCACUGACAGCGGACCGGAUCGAGUCGACGAUGAAGGAGAUUUUGCAAGAGACCAGGGUGCUCAUUGCGACGACCAACGACGUCGACCAGAUACCGGACGGGGUACGGGGCAUCUUCACACACGAGUUGGAGAUGGGCGCCCCGGACGAGGCGGAAAGGGAGGCCAUCUUACGCGCCGUAGUGGAAGAUCGGGGCGUCAGCCUCGAGCCCACCAUCAACCUCAACUCCGUCGCGUUGAAGACUGCCGCCUUGGUGGCUGGGGACCUGGUCGACGUUGUCGAACGGGCCCACGACGGCGCCGUCGUGACGGUCCGAGACGUGCAAGUGUCGGGCGGGCCCUUGGCGCGAUGCCUGACGUGUGCCGACUUCGAUGUGGCCGUCGAGGCCGCGCGUAAGAACUUUUCCGACUCGAUCGGCGCCCCCAAGAUCCCCAACGUGACGUGGGACGACGUCGGCGGGCUCACCAACGUCAAGGAGGCCGUCACCGAGACGAUCCAGCUGCCGCUCGAACGGCCCGAGCUGUUCGCCAAGGGCAUGAAGAAGCGGUCGGGCAUCCUCUUCUACGGGCCGCCGGGCACGGGGAAGACGCUGCUGGCCAAGGCCAUUGCGACCGAGUACAGCCUCAACUUCUUCAGCGUCAAGGGGCCCGAGCUACUCAACAUGUACAUUGGCGAGUCCGAGGCAAACGUGCGGCGCGUCUUUCAGCGGGCGCGCGACGCGCGGCCCUGCGUCGUCUUCUUCGACGAGCUCGACUCGGUGGCGCCCAAGCGCGGAAACCAGGGUGACAGUGGCGGCGUCAUGGACCGCAUCGUGUCGCAGCUCCUGGCCGAGCUCGACGGCAUGUCGGGCGGCGAGGACGCGGGCGGCGUCUUUGUCAUUGGGGCCACGAACAGGCCUGACCUGCUGGACCCUGCGCUGCUCCGGCCCGGGCGGUUCGACAAGAUGCUCUAUCUCGGUGUGUCGGACACGCACGACAAGCAGCUCACCAUUUUGGAGGCACUCACGCGAAAGUUCACACUCCAUCCGUCCGUUUCGCUGCAAGCCAUUGCUGAGCGCCUGCCAUUCACAUACACCGGGGCCGACUUUUACGCGCUGUGUAGCGACGCCAUGCUCAAGGCGGUCACGCGGCAAGCGGCAGCCGUGGACGCGAAAGUCAAGGCCAUCAACACUGAGCGCGCGCACCGCGAGGGCAGCGCCGCCGCCGCCAUCUCGACGGCCUACUACUUUGACCACCUCGCGACGGCCGACGACGUGGCCGUGCUGGUGACCGAGGACGACUUUGGCGCCGCGCACCGCGAGCUGGUUCCCAGCGUCAGCGCGGGCGAGCUGGCGCACUAUGAAAUGGUGCGCUCGACGUUUGAGGGGGCGCGGCGAGGCAAUGGGCCGGGCGGCAAUAGUGGCAGGGUCGGGUCCGGUAGUAGCAGUGUCGCCAGUCGAGCUGGUAGGGGCAAGGGCAAGGGCAAGGGCAAAGCUGUUGCCCCGACGAGCGAUAUGGAGUUUGACGACGACUCCGACGAGCCGGGGCACGGGGGCGGAGAUGACGGCGCGGUCAACGGACGGGCCAGGGGCAAGGGCAAGGGCAAGGGCAAGGGCAAGGGCAAGGCGGCUGCCACGGGGUUCCAGGACGGGACGGCGAGCGACGACGAUGGUCUGUACUGA